GGGCAAUGCUUGUGCCUCGCCGCCGCCGCCUCUUCCCCUAAACCCCCCGCCGCCGCCCACUCUCCGCCAUGCUUCUCCACCCCCUAUGCCCCCUCCUACCUCCCUACCACGCCUCCUCCCCAACCCGCCCUUCUACGCCGCCGCCGCCGCUCGCCGCUGCCACUCCGAUCCCUUCGUCUCUUCAUCCUCCGACGACGAAUCCCCGCUCGCCGACGAGCUCUUCCCCGCCGCCGGUGCGCCCACCCUCCUCUCCGUCGCGCGCUCGCUCGCUACCUCCCCCAGCCCCUCCGUCUCCUCCGUCCUCGGCUUCCUCCGCCGCCUGCCCGCUGACGCCUCCCCGCACAUCUUCCCCCACCUCAUCGCCGCCCUCUCCCGCUCGCCCCGGCCCCUCCUCGCCCUCCACCUCUUCCUCCGCCCGCCCACACCCGCCGCCACCACUCACCACUCCUUCAACUCCGCCCUCGCCCGCUUCCCCCUGCCCCCGCACCUGCUCCCGCCCUUCUUCUCCCACUCCCUCCGCCGCUUCCCCCGCCUCGCCCCAACGCUCCUCUCCUUCAACCUCCUCCUCAAGUGCGUCUGCUCCUCUCUGGCCCCAACAAACCACCGCCUCUACCUCCAAGUCGCGUUGCGGGUUCUCCAUCAUAGCAUCCCCAGGUGGAACCUCUCGCCGGAUAAGUUCACCUACUCCACCGUCGUGUCUGCUCUCGCAGAUGCAGGACAUGUCGACGAUGCCGUGGCGCUGGUGCACGAGAUGGUGGUGGACGGGGUGGUGGCCGCCGAGGCAUUUAAUCCCGUGCUGAGCGCGAUGCUGCGCGCCGGGGAUGUUACAGGGGCCGCCAAACUGUUCUCGUUUAUGCAGCUCAAGGGCUGCGCACCGUCGCCAGCCACAUACAACGUGCUGCUGCAUGGGUUGCUGGUCUGCGGCAAGGCCAGUGCGGCGAUGGGGGUCAUGAGGAGAAUGGAGAGGGAGGGCGUGACGCCGGGUGUGAUGACCUGUGGGGCAAUUGUGGAUGGACUAGUGAGGUGUGGAAGACUGGAGGAUGCAUGGAAGGUGACCGAGGAAAUGGGGAGGAAGGGUCUUGUGCCUAAUGAGUUUGUCUUCUCGCCUGUGAUCACUGGGUUCUGCAAGUCAGGAGAGGUCGAUCGGGCGUCUAGGGUGUGGGACGCAAUGGUGGCGGGUGGGGUAACGCCGAAUGUUGUUUUGUAUUCGGCGAUGAUUGAUGGCUUUGCCCGCUGUGGGAAGAUGACCGAGGCCGAACUGUUAUUUGAGGAGAUGGCCGAGGCAAAAUGCGUACCGAAUAUAGUCACUUACAGCUCCAUGGUCCGGGGAUAUUUCCAAAUCGGAGAUUCAUCGCAGGCUCUUUCUGUAUGGGAGGAGAUGCUAAGGGCUGGCUGCACACCGAAUGCUGUUACCUAUAGCAUAUUAAUCAACGGAUUGUGCAAUGUAGGGAGAUCAAAGGAUGCUAUGAUGGUCUGGAAGCACAUGCUUGGUCGUGGCUGCGCGCCUGAUACGAUUGCUUACACUUCAAUGAUCAAGGGCUUGUGUGUUUCUGGGAUGUUGGAUGGUGGUCUGAGGCUGUUCUAUGACAUGCUCGCAAGGGGCGAUGCUGAUCCAGAUGUUAUCUGUUAUAAUGUGCUGCUUGAUGGCUUGCUCCGGGCCAAGGACCUUCCUCGGGCAAUGGACUUGCUCAACCAGAUGCUUGACAAAGGUUGUGAUCCAGACACAGUUACUUGCAACACCUUCUUGCGCGAGAUUGAGGUUGGACAGGGUAAAGGGAGGGAGUUCCUAGAGGGUCUAGUAGUCAGAUUAUGCAAUAGAAAAAGGAAUAAGGCAGCUGGAGAGGUCGUGAUGGUGAUGCUGGCUAAGUAUAUUGUGCCAGAGGCUGCCAUUUUGGAUAUGGUGCUGAGAGGUGUUUGCAGGCGCAAGAGGGUUUCGAGAGUGAUUGACAAAUGUUGGGAUGAGAUUUGGAAGUUCUAAGGAUAUAUUUUUUUAUAUGAUUUCGCCAUACCAUAGAAUCACACACUUGCUGGACUACAACUGUUGUACGUUGUAAUAUUGUGGCACUAACUCAUUCAUUCAUAUCAAAGAUUUUGACACAAUAAGUGAUACCCAUUAUUC
Lolium perenne is the source of this 2119-nucleotide messenger RNA. RefSeq lists its product as uncharacterized. Gene Ontology annotation, molecular function: protein binding. Lineage: Eukaryota; Viridiplantae; Streptophyta; Magnoliopsida; Poales; Poaceae. The record is from RefSeq and is a predicted model, not a curated record.